Phytophthora sojae is the source of this 585-nucleotide messenger RNA. RefSeq lists its product as hypothetical. Gene Ontology annotation, biological process: proteolysis. The record is from RefSeq and is a predicted model, not a curated record. Gene Ontology annotation, molecular function: cysteine-type peptidase activity. The transcript has a single exon. Bases 1 to 585 code for a protein of 194 amino acids. Lineage: Eukaryota; Oomycota; Peronosporomycetes; Peronosporales; Peronosporaceae.
AUGCAGAAGAUGUGCGAGCAGCACGGAAGGGCGCUCUUCGUGGGCCCCCUCUGCACCGCUUCAACCAGCUGGAAGAUCCGCAAAGGCAACUGGGAAUACAUCGUGGCGCCAUGCAACAUUGCGAAUGUUCAUUGGACUCUCAUAGUGAUCAAUAUGGAGAUUUCGAAGGCGUACGUGUAUGAUCCGCUUCAGACGGAUACAUUUGUGGACGAAACAGAGGCCAGAGUGACGGAAAUUCUGGUGCCGAAAGUCGACGAAUGGCGUCUUGAAACCUUUGGCUCAGCGACGAAGUGGCCGGACUGGGAAGUCGAAGUCUUGGAAGGUCCCAUUCGAGGAGAUGAAAUCAACUGUGGAGUGCUAGUAACGGCUAUUGCGUGGUGCUGUCUGCACAACAAAAUGGACGGAAUCGCUGCGCACAAAGGCGCUUUGUCGAGCCACACCAAGAAAAUCUUGCGGCUGAGAAUGUUGUGGCACUUGUUGUGUGCACCAGACAUUGAAGAAAUUGUACCUCCACCCGACAAUCGUUCUCGGCACAACGCCGACGUGGACAUCUUUUUGGAGGCGGCUGCGCAAGAAAGAAUCUGA